Molecule: messenger RNA, 2289 nt
Organism: Monosiga brevicollis MX1
Lineage: Eukaryota; Choanoflagellata; Craspedida; Salpingoecidae
Exons: 19
Coding region: 1-2289 (762 amino acids)
Biological process (GO): transmembrane transport
Molecular function (GO): transmembrane transporter activity
Source: RefSeq, a predicted model, not a curated record
AUGACGAUGCUGGGUGGCCGUUCAUGCGCCAUGCAGCUGCGCGUGGAUCCGGAAGUUCCCACUCGAGCCUAUGGCAACGGCACCACAUUUGACAUUACCAACAUCCUGCCAUAUCCAGUCACAGUGCAAGGCCCGGGGUUUCCAAACAGCACCUAUACCUACAUCUUCGACCCCGUGCACGGUGUGCCAUGCGGGGGCAUGCCCAGCAACACUGCCGUAUGUCAGCACGCCGAUUUUCUGCGCAACUGUGGCUUGACCAACGGCACCAUCUGGUCUCUGCACGGAAUUUUCCAGCAACCCACGGUCUUCUCCGUGCUCUAUGUGGAUGGCUUCAACUGGCGAAUGACAAACGUCACGUUCAUCGAGGAUGCCGCAGUCCAUCCCCCGGUUGUGACGGUUGUGGGCGAAGCGCCCUACCUCGAGUAUCAAAUCCAACUCGCGCUGCCGGAGGAACGGCGGCGGGACUUUGAGUAUCGCGCGGCCUUGAAAGUGCGCCGCGAGCCCUCCACCGUGCGGAUGACCCUGCCGGGAAGCUGUGCUCACCUUCACCAUUCCACUGAAACUUCAAGCCCCCAUGAAGGGCCGGCCGUUCCCAGGAGCAAAACCAGCUGGAAUCCCCUCACCAAGGACAUCACCGCCGCGCCCGGCUUUAACCGCUGGCUCCUCGUGCUGCCCGCUGUUUCCACCCACAUGUGCCUUGCUCAAGAUUGGUCGUUGAGUGACGUUGUCCCCAUCUUCUCCUCGCUCUUUGUGAUGCAUGGCCUCUCCGCGGCCAUUCUGGGCAAGUGGCAAGAACGCGUCGGGCCCCGCGUUGCAGGUGCCAUUGGUGCAUGCCUCUUUGGUGGCGGAUUUAUCGUCGGCAGCGCCGGCCUCAUGCUGCACUCCUUGCCCCUCAUGUACCUGGGCUAUGGCAUGGGCAUUGGUUUGGGCAUGGGCACCUCCUACGUGCCUCCGGUGGCGACCCUUCUCAAGUGGUUUCCGGAUCGCCGUGGCUUUGCCACGGGUCUCACCAUCAUGGGCUUUGGUGGUGGCGCACUUGUCAUGUCCCCCAUCAUGACCCAGGUUAUCGCGCGCGAUGGCCGCUAUUUUGUCGAGGGCAGCAGUGACACCCAAGAGGUGAUCAAGGCCACCGCUGAGCAGCUUCUUCAAUCGCCUUUUCCGAGCUUGCAAGAAGGCUUCUUUUUGGUCGGCACGGGAUCGACUGGUGUGCCUGAGGCGCUCACAGUUAUGGGUCUGGGCUAUCUGGCCAUCUGUCUGGGCUCGGCUUUCUCGUUUCGCCUGCCCUCGGCCGACACCCUACGGGAACUGACUGAAAAGAGCCCGCAGUAUGCCAAAAAGAAAGAACAAGAAGAAACCACGGGCGAGCGUACCAUGCCAACCGUUCGCAAUGUGCACGUGGAUGAUGUCAUGCGCACUCCGCAGUUCUGGCAAAUUUGGACUUCUUUUGGCUUGCUGGCCGCCACUGGUAUGGCCUCACUCUCCAUUGCCAGCACGAUGCUUCUCGAUAUCUUUGGCAAGCAACUUCCAGACCUUGUCAACAUCGCGCGCCUGGUACUCUUUCUUCUGCUGGUGAGCCUGAUUCCAGCGCGUGUUCUCAGCCAAGCCCGUGACAUUGCUAGUGCCUGCGCUUCUCGCUACGUCCUUGCCCUCUCUGCCGCCAACCUGGCUGGCCGUCUGGUUUGGGCCAGCGCCUCGGACUAUGUUGGUCGCAAGGCUAUUUUUGGCCUUUACACGGGCGUAUCCAUCCCACUGUACGCCAGUCUUCCGUACAUUAUUCACCAAGCAACAGAGACACAAGACAUUAUGCCCCUAGCGAGCUUUGUAGCUGCCAACAUCAUGAUUGUCAGCUUUUUCGGCGGUGCCUACAGCUCGACCCCGGCCUACGAAGCUGACAUGUUUGGCAGUCGUUAUGCCGGCGCGAUUCAUGGUCGCAUGCUAACAGCUUCAGCUGCCGGUGGCUUCUUGGGCCCCAUGUACAUGACCAAACUGCGCGAAUGGUCAGAAGUGAGUGCCUUGCGUGAUUUGGCCAGCAAAGCAGAUAUUGCGGCCUUUGAGUCACGCUUUGGUGUCUCCACGGAGCAAAUCAACACGCUGAUUGCCAAGAAAAGCGUGGAUAUUCAAACGUUGCUGGGCAUGUGCCCCGCUGGCACCGCCGAUCCUACACCGUUUUUGUAUGAUACAGCCAUGUACGCCUCAGCCGGCUUGCUGGGCGUGGCUGCUGUGGCCAACCUGACCAUGCGCCCUGUGAAGGAUGCCAUGUUCAUGAAGCCCGAUGACCCUCGCGCAUAA